This is a messenger RNA of Xenopus laevis (African clawed frog), 9656 nucleotides long. It is a transcript of the gene limch1.L, whose product is annotated as LIM and calponin homology domains 1 L homeolog. The transcript has 37 exons. NCBI's taxonomy places the organism in Eukaryota, Metazoa, Chordata, Amphibia, Anura, Pipidae. The record is from RefSeq and is a predicted model, not a curated record. The coding region runs from base 407 to 6142 and encodes 1911 amino acids. Gene Ontology annotation, cellular component: actin cytoskeleton; stress fiber. Gene Ontology annotation, molecular function: myosin II head/neck binding; actin binding. Gene Ontology annotation, biological process: positive regulation of stress fiber assembly; regulation of focal adhesion assembly; actomyosin structure organization.
UGGUGCUGCUGUCACACCGUAAAUCUAUCCCACAGGCCGGUGUUUCAGGAAUAGCUUCCCUGGCUGCUGCAGUUGUUUUUGUUGUGGGGAGGCUGCUGCUCCUGAGCGGCCUGUGCCGUGACUGUUAAUUGUUCCUCCCUCUGUGGGCUGCAGCCCUGCCUGUCUCUGGACUCGCACAUAAUGAGGCAUGUGAUUACUGCCUGGCUGCUCCAGCAGGAGGAGGAGGCUCUGGGAUUUGCAUGGGCUGAAGGCUGCUGAUUAUUUUUAGCCAGUGCGGCUCAGAUCACGUUGCGCACAGACAAGGGGACACUCACUCGCUUGGUGCUGCGGACGCGCCACACAGACACAAGCCGCUACCCGGGCAUCUUCCCUGCCGCACUCACAGCCGCUCCCUCCCUCCCUGCCAAUGGCCAGCAACGCCGCACUCCAAGGGGAAGAGAUCCCCCAGCCGCAGGAGUCUCCCCCAGACACGGCUUGCAUGGAGGCUCAGAAGUGGAUUGAGCAAGUCACCGGCAAAAGCUUUGGCGACAGAGACUUCAGGACUGGACUGGAGAAUGGAAUUCUUCUAUGCGAGUUAUUAAAUGCUAUAAAACCGGGACUCGUAAAAAAGAUCAACCGACUUCCUACUCCCAUUGCUGGAUUGGACAAUAUAACGUUAUUUCUAAGAGGCUGCAAAGAGCUUGGGCUGAAAGAAUCUCAGCUGUUUGACCCAGGUGACCUUCAGGACACAGCCAACAGGACAACAGGCAGGACUUCAGAUUGCAACAGAAAACUGAGGAAUGUCCUCGUCACGGUUUACUGGCUGGGGAAAGCUGCAAACGGCUGCUCGUCCUUUAGUGGAACUAACCUGGACUUGAAGGAGUUUGAGGGAUUGCUGGCACAAAUAAGAAAAGAAAACGAGGAAAUAGAGAGUCCGAAACGCAGCAUACGGGACAGUGGCUACAUAGAUUGUUGGGACUCGGAGAGAAGCGACUCCCUCUCUCCCCCCAGGCAUGGUAGAGACGACUCCUUUGAUAGUCUAGACUCAUUUGGAUCUAGAUCACAGCAGACACCAUCUCCAGAUGUAGUCCUGAGGGGAAGCAGCGACGGCAGAGGAAGUGACUCUGAGUCUGACCUACCUCACAGAAGGAUACCUGAUGUGCGAAAGGAUGACAUGUCUGCCAGGCGGGUGUCCUUUGGUGAAAACAAAGCAUUUGUGCCUUUUAACCAAUACCUCCCCAAUAAGAACAACCAAACCGCCUACAUCCCAGCACCCCUGAGAAAGAAGAAGGCCGAGCGCGAGGACUACCGAAAAAGCUGGAGCACAGCCACUUCCCCUCUGGGGGGAGAACGACCCUUUAGCCCCAAACAAAGCCCAGUCAUUAAAGAAGAACAAACCGAGUUUCAAUGUGAAGGAGAAGAGACCAGGCAGAGGAUUGCCUUAAAAAAACCUUGCCUUGAAGCAGAGAAUAGGAGUGAGAGAGUUGAUCAAAAUGAAGGGGGUGUCCCAGGACAAUCCCCUACUAAUGGCGACAUUCCAAAUGAUGUAGAGGAAGUGAGGAAGCGCAAGAACCGUCAGCAAGUGGGUAUCAAGGUCUUGCCCGCAACAAAGCGCUUCAGCAGUCAAAGCCAUGUUGCUGGAGACAUUGAUGGUGCUCCGGACAUUGUGCUACGGAAGGAGAAUGCCUUCCUGAAGUCGUAUGAAGGGAUGGGUUCUGAUUCAGAAGAAGAAGAAGACUCCAAAGUACCCGAUAUACAGAAAGAUGACUUGGCCACAAGGCGUGCAAGGAUGAACCAACCAAAAUGCCCAAUGCAGUUUAAUCAAUAUAUACAGGGGUCCUACUUAAACAAAACAAGAGCAACUGGAAAACAGGACAGUUCCAAGACAUCCACUCCAACUUCUCCAAAAAUAUCUCAGAAUAACAGUGUACCCAGCAACAGGGAGAACCAAGGCCCCCCGUUAUUAAAGCCAUCUGACAUUUGCAAAGAAAAGGAAUUUCCAAGACCCUUCGACAAUAAAGGAGAUGUAGAAGCAGAGCAAGAAAAACUGCCCGACAUUCAGAAAGACGACUUGGCGAAACGCAAAGCUAAGGCUUCUGUUUCGCUGCCAAAGGAACCAUCAGCCUUUGCAGUGGUUUCAAUUACAAAGGCCGACAUGGAAACUUGGCAGAGGCUUCAGGUGUCUUCUGAAGAUAGUGAGCACUUGAAUGACACACAGGCAGACCAGCAAGCAUCCAAGAUCGAUGUGGCUAGAGCGACAAAUGAUGACUUUGGGAGGAGGAAAUUGUCCUUGCAAGAGAAAAGGGCUCGAAACAAACAGAAGUUUGUACAUUUUGGCCCAGUGACUGAAAUUGAUCAGCAGAAGUGGGAUAGACUUUGUAUAGCCAAGGCUGAAUCUGUUCAAGAUAGUGCAGAGGCAAAGGGCAGCUUUAUUAAUUCUGAUGGAGCUCCUGGCCACAUAUCUUCCUCUGCUUCUGCUCGGUGCUCCCAACCCCAGGAAGAUGUCAUCACAGGGCCAGUCUUGCCAAAUGAGCCAAGAUCUACACCAGAGGGAUUUGGUUCACCUGCUCCUCCUGAAAAUGAAAGUGAAAUUCAGUCCCUUGAUACACAGCGAGAUGACACGAUGGCAAGGAGAACAGGUUCAUUGCAAAAGCUUGCCAGAACCAACAGAGAGUCACCAGUGUCCCACCAAUAUGCACUCCAUAGCCAACAACAUGAAGAGAAGUGUGACUCAUUGGAACUCGAGGAAGAGAAACAAGGACUCUUUCUGGAUGUCAACCCACAACUGAGAAGGUUACUGCUAUCGGACUUGGCAAGUAGUUCAAAAGAAACUGGUCCUGCUUUGGAGAGCAAGCCUCUGAAAGAAGCUGAAGAUGUAAAAGAUGACAUGAAGGAAGGUGACUCUACUACAGACAAAGAUCCAAACUCCAUUAUCCUAGAGAAAAACGCAGUUGCACCAGACCCAGAAAAAGAUGACAUGAUGACUAGAAAAAUUUCAGUGAGCCAGAAGCCAUCUUGUGUCAGCCUUGGGCACUUCCUUCCUGUUCCUUUUUCUCUGCAACGCAGAGAGGAUGAAACAAAACCUAUAAGCUGCAGUAUGGUGAGCACCAUAAAGUCCAAAAAUGCUUCCCAAGCUCUUCCAGUUGGCAAAUCUGAUGCUCCUUCUAAGCCCCUCAACCAGAAAGAAACAGAAGAACAUGCUAAUUUAGCAGAUGAUGGGACUUGCAAUCAAGACUCCAACAGUGUAGAGACCAAGCAACAGGACAGUCUUGAGAGGAGAACAAUACUAUCUCCUGACUUGGCCAAUACUGAUUCAAAAACAACUCCUCCUUUGGGCAACAUCUCUCCAACAAUAACAAGAGAAGCUGAUGCUGUAGAAGGUGAAUCCAUCACAGGACAGGAGCCAAAUUCAACCACCUCCAAGGACAAUUCAGUGGCACCAGACCCAGAAAAAGAUGAUAUGAUGACAAGAAGAAUAUCCGUAACCCAGAAGCCAUCUAGUGUAGGCCUUGGCCACUUCCUUCCUGUUCCAUUUUCUUUACAGCAUAAAGCUGCAGAAAAGAAAUCAACAAGCGUUGUCCUAUCGAGCAAAAUAAAGCCAAAUAAUUCCACCCAAGCUCCUGCAGUCGGCAGUUCUGACCUUCCUAAUAAGCCCCUCGAUCAGAGUGAGACAGAGAAACCCGAAUUACGAACCGAUGUGACUUGCGAUCAGACUUCCAUUGAGAGCAUUAAUGAUGGGGAUCCCACUGGUAAAGGGUUAGAUACCCAGACAGAAGACGCUCUUGAAACAUGUGACCAUGAGUUAUUCAGAUUCAGCCCAGGAUCUGCUCUGUCUGAUGAUACAGAGAGCAUGAGCAUGUGUGAUAUGAGGUAUGAAGAAGAGGGGAGUAUGCUGCCUCACAGCAGGGCACACCAUGAGCAUCUACAGCAUGUCAACAGCUUGCUCAAGGAGGAGGAUGACACAUGGCAAGAUGACCUAGCUCGAUGGAAGACACGGAGAAGAAGCGCAUCGCAGGAUCUGAUCAAGAAAGAGGAAGAGAGGAAAAAGAUGGAGAGACUGAUGAGCGGAGACAGUGAACUGUCGGACCGUAGGAAAAGCAUUAAAACCUAUAGAGAAAUUGUGGAAGAAAAAGAACGUCGAGAAAAAGAACUGCACGUAGCCUACAAAAAUGCCAAGACCAGAGGCGAGGCUGAACGAAUAUUAAAGAGCUACAUUGAAAAGUUUACAAUUAGCGAAGCUGUUCUUGAGGGAUUAGUGAUGCCAAAAAUUUUAGAAAGAAGCCAGUCAGUGGAGCCAAGUUUAUUGUCCUCAUCAGAGGACCCAAACCCACUGAAAUACCUGAGGCAACAGUCUUUGCCAUCACCAAAAUAUACUUCCACUGUUGAAGCAACUGUCACUCCCAGCAGCCCAUGUGAAUCAAAGAGUCCGACAGGUCUAAUAUCACCAAGCAAAAACAUCAUUUCAAAGACGGUGCCUAUGCUAACAGCCAAGCCUUACUCCCAGCCCAAAAACACCCAGGAAGUCCUCAAGACAUUCAAGGUGGACGGAAAGGUGAAUCUCAACGGGGUGGAAGAGCAGAAGGGAAAGGAAUCUGGAAGCCAGACAUUUGCUGCCCCAUCGCUCACCCGAUCUCAGAUGUUUGAAGGUGUAGCUAGAGUUGAUGCUCCUGUUGUUGAAACAAAGCAAGAUGUAGCUUCCAUCAAGCUUAAUCUGGCCAGACCAAACACACUGAAUUCCUUACAUGAAUCCAAUAGUCUCUGUGAAGACGGAAAUCACAUAAGCCAGAAGGAUGAGCCAGAUUCUUUUGUACAGGAGGAAAGUGUUCACUCUGUGGAACAACUGUCAGAAGGUAACACACAGUCAAACAGCACAACCCAGGCUGUACCGGCUGUGAGCAGUAUAGAGAUUCCACCAUUGACUGUCAAUGGGAAGGACACUGAGGAUAAGAGGAAGGUGGAAGCUGCCGAGCUGAUUAUGCAUUGGUCUCUGGACUCCAAUUACAAGGAAGCCAAAAAAAAUUCUUUACCACCUUUAAAAAGUUCUGAAAAUGUAGAAGAAUCCUCCAAGAUUAAAGAAAAUGAAUCAUCACACAAAGUUCAGCUAAACAUUACGCUUCAGACCCGGAACGCCUGGAGACGCUCCCAGUUUUUUUUGCAGUCAGUGGAUACAGAAUGUACAGAGAAGUCACCAGCACUAGUACCCAAUCUGAGUUCUCCUAACCGGUCCUGCACAUGGGACCCAGAAGAAGAACGCAAACGGCAAGAAAAAUGGCAGCAGGAGCAGGAAAGGCUCCUCCAGGAGAGGUACCAGAAAGAGCAGGAAAAACUUAAAGAAGAAUGGGAAAAAGCUCAGAAAGAAGUAGAAGAAGAGGAAAGGAAAUAUUACGAGGAGGAAAGGAAGAUAAUCGAAGACACUGUGGUCCCACUGACUUUGUCACCCAAUUCUAAUGUGCACUUUAAUAUCUCUGAAAGAAAUGGAAACUUUAUUCCAGUACUUCCAGACCAUGCCAAGAGAGAUCAAGAAAACAACAAUGGACAGCUCAUGGCAGAGCCCAACAGAGUGAUAAAGAACGAGAUACACAUGCACAGCAACGUAACACAGCAACAGAUUUUGUAUGCACAUGAGAGGUCAAUGCUUGCUGCUGAAGAGACGCAGAUAAAGGGAAAAACAGAGAAGUGGGAAGCGGAACCAUGCAACCAUGUGCAGUCUAAUGAAUGUAACACACCCACCAGGUUAACCCUGCAGGCAGGAUGUAAACAAGUGAUGUUAUCAGAGUCAAGUGAUCUUGGAUCACCCAAAACUCCUGUAGAUGAAAAUGCGGUCCAUCAUAAUAUGUCUUCCAUAAUAUCCACAAGGGGAAUUGAUUCCAAGGAAGAGACAUUGAAUUCUUCACAGUCUACAUCACAAUGCCAGUCACCAAACAGGUCUGUUAGUGGGAAAAAACUGUGCUCCACAUGUGGACUUCCUCUAGGCAAGGGAGCUGCCAUGAUAAUUGAAACCCUCAGUCUUUAUUUCCACAUCCAGUGCUUCAAGUGUGGACUGUGUAAGGGACAACUUGGAGACGCGACCACCGGCACGGACGUCCGAAUUCGAAAUGGCCUGCUGAACUGCAAUGACUGUUACGUGAAGUCCAGAACGGCUGGCCACCCCACUCCUUUGUGAUGCCCCCUGGUGCUAUGAAGAACUUGUAGAGAAGAUGACUCCACAGUACUGUGCGGGCUGAUUUCAGACAAUCACGUGUAAAAGCAGAUCCCUGCAGCACUUGUACCACUCAUAUCAUCUUCUGACGAAAACUUUGUGUGACGCUUGCCGGCAAAUGACACUUUUGGCUUUACAUUUCAAUUGCAGAAUUUUUAUUUGCAUAGCAAUACUGAUAGAGCCUGCUUUAUAUUUGCCAAGAGGCCGGACCCCAUCCGCCCGGCUUCCACUGUUCUAUGCCCACAAACGGAGAGACUGUGUUCUGAGAUAGAUGUUGGACACUAUACUCACUGUACAUUAUACGCUCUCUUUAAUUUGACAUAAAGAAUAAAAUAAAGGUGCAAGAAACAGAUUUUAUUUGUUUUAUAACCAUAGGGCUGCGCAAAUGAGGCAAAAAAAAGCACUUGUGAAUUUAUGGCACUGCUGUGUUUUCCUAAGAAGUGCCGUUGCCUUGGCCAGAUAAUGGGACUACACUGUGUGUGUCCCGUGUGUGAUUGCACAUUUACUCUUCAUACAGAUAAUAAAGCUCGGUCCAGGAUAAUGUUUCAGUCAGGGCCACAAAAUAACAUUUCUCUCUCUCAUUGGAUGUUUUUAGACCCAGAACAGGUAUUGAUCCGUAAUAUGAAAUGAGUAUUAUUGUAGCACAACAGGCUUCGACUGUUCUAGUCUACAGAAACAUAUUUUGUUUUUUGUCCAGACAAUGUCGAUUUUAAUUACUGUGUUUUUUGGGGUUAUGUAUGUUCUGGGACAGUGAUGGAUUCAUGGUGUGUCUGUCUGGCUCUGUAGCACACAAGAGGCCACGACAUGGAAAUUGCACCCGUAACCAUUGUAGUGUCACAGACCUCGUGUCUAUUUACAUUAAAGCACUGAGUCCGACAAUAGUGAGGGCACCUUCAGAUGCCAAACGGAGAUCUAGUUCUUCAUGUACAUCCUAAUGAGCUAAAGGUGUUUGUUGGGAGGGGGCAUGUUUAAUGAUGCAUUUUGGUGGCAUAUAUAGUAGAAGACAGUUUUGAUUGAUCUUCAGUGUGCCCAUGCGAAUGGUGAAUGAAGUGAGAUGGGCUUCACUCAGGUUAUAUUCACACUAUACUUGCAGUUAUCUGGUUAAACGAAUGUACGUGCACUAGAAAUGAUGUGGGGACUGGGAAAUGGUGUCGUGAGUAUCCACCCUGCGAAUAUAAACAUCAUAAAUUGACAUAAGGCGCAUGCUUCUUAAGAAGCCCCUUGUGAUAUUUAUUGAGUAUAUUCAGCAAAGCACACCAGGCUUGUUAGCUCUGACCUGUUGCAAAUACACAGCGCCGUGCUUUGUUGCUAUUCCUAUUGUGGUGUAGGCAGAGGACUAGAACAUUUGCCAGGAGUUGACCACUUUAUUAGUUAUAUAAGGAGCCUUACACCUUCUCUGUGUGCUUUCUCAUUUCUGCUUUAGGGAAAAGAACCCACAGUUUGAAAUGACCCAGGAGGGUGAUUGAACCCACGUAUGAAAAUGCAAGUUUUGGGGCCUUGCUUGUAAAUAGAACUCGCAGUAUGGGUCUGAAAGUGGAGAAUAGAGGCAUUAUUUUUGAACUGUAUUUUUUGCAGCUUUGGUGAGGAAUAGGAUCCAUUGUGUAGGCUGUAGACUGGAGGUUCUAGAACCCACGGGUAAUUCUGAGGGGCCAACAGCAAAAGGCUACAAGUGGGUAAUGCUGGAAUAUUUGCAACGACUGGUGGGUCGACGGUUGGACAUGCCUGACGUAUGUAUGGAAAAAUAUCUAACAAUUGUUCACUAAUGGAGUUGGUCCUUCUUGUUUAUCUUAGCAUUCUCCAUCAUGAUACACGUUAUACUGGGAGCCCAGGGUUCCUGGCUGGAGGCUGGAUUUGCCUAACCGAACCGUAGUGUAUGAAUUCCAGACUCUCACCUCCACCCCCUGUUUUUGUGGACUAGAAAUCCUAUGGCUAGCUGAGGGUGCUGGGGAUUGAAUUUCCCACAAUUGAUAGUGCCCCAGCUUUGGGAAUGCCCACCUUGGUGUGUAUCAGACGUAGUACCAUGUCUGUUUGACCUGUGUGUUUGUAAAAGGAAAACAAAACCUAUAUAUUUUGCUGUUGUGUAAGCAAUAAUAUUUUGCCAUGUCUUCUUAAGUUAGCAACUAUUUAUUUAGGCCCUCGUUUGGUGUUUCUUGCAUGUAUUAAGUUCUAACUAUGACCCUGUUUCAUUUGAUGACCUGCUUCUUGUGUAGCCGCAAAUUUCACUAUAACCGAUGUACAUUACAACAUGGUGCCUUAUACACAAAGCUGUUGCACACUCACGUGGGUGAGGAUUUUUAUACAGCAUUUACAAACAAAAGAGCAUUUCCUUUUAGGGCCAGAGAGCCUUUACAACCGGCCGCCGUGAAUUUGUCGCCCACUCUGGGCCUUAAGGAGAUUACUAUUUACUAUUCUCGCCACGUCCAGUUUCAAAUCUGUAAAUUUCAUCAGAUUUUCAAGUGCUUUGCAGACGUGCUGGCAUGCUUCUUGUUUCUGUGACCGUUUACACUUCGCAUGGUGUCUGCAACGAUAUGAAACUUUAUUCAGACAUUGCACAAAACAUGCACAAUUUGUAAGAGCAUUUUAUAAUAAGCAGAUGUUUUUUUUUUUUCUUACCUGGUGUCAGAACCAUCUGUAUAUAACCGUAUGCUUUCAUAAAACUCAUCCACCCAUCUGUAUGUUUAUCCGAUUGGGUUUAAUAUUUGUAUGUGCAUUAACCAAACUUGGCUGUUGGUGGUAUUUACCGAACAGAGUUAUAGGCACCAGCACAAAUAGUCCGAACAUGCAGCUGUCAGGGGAUCUGAUGGGGACAUUUUGGAUCUAUUACCAGCAACUAUGGCUUAUAUGGCUCUAUCAGUCUCUAGCAGUCAUGUGGCUGAAUGGAAUGGUUUAGAGAUGUAAGCACAUGGCACAACUUGUGUCCGUCCCGUAGGCACAGGAGCUGCUGCAACAUCCAGCAACACAGGGCUCAAGUCCACUCAUGCUGUGUGAGGAUUCAGCUCUAAAUAGAAUAACAGAGCUAACCUCUUUAAGCAUGAAGGACAAUCCUCUUCCGACAUAGUGAAUAGAGGCCAUUAUGUGAUGGCAUUACCCCGUGUUCCAGCCUUCAGUCUAUUGUUGGCCUCUGUGACAGUGAACCGAUAACAAUGUUAGGCUAAUCUUGUUAUUGCAGUCCGAGAGAGAACUAAUCUCUAAAUGUCCCACCGAGUGUAAGAUGUGUCUAACCGGACAUGUUCUCCUAUUACUUCACCUUCACUGUUUAUCCGCGUGUCUUGUAGGGUUAUGUGAUUUGGUACGGCGCAUUCUGGCUUAACACGAGGACACGUUCUCCUGUUCUGUGUGAUGGUAAUGUUCCACCCAAGCGUCACUUAACUGUUACCCAUUGUAUUUAUUCUAAAAUGCCUCUGAAAACUAGGAAAAUGUUCUUGAUUGCAACAGGCUUUAUAGUAAAUGUAUGUUUAUAAAUAAAAUAUUGGACAAA